AUUCUUAAUCACAGCCUAUUCGCAGUGUUGCCAUUUUCUCUGUUGAUAUUGCUGCCUCCCCCGCCCAUAGUUCAGUCCUACAUGGGACAUUCGGGGAAGCUAAUCGUGUUGACUGUCUAUAAACUUGAUGGCCAUCGGCAUCGCUUCCUUAUACCCUCUUUUCGCGCAAUUCUCCGUCUAAUAAAAUGCGCUUCCGGAAUCUGUUCAUUGUCAUUAGCUGCAUCGCGUUCGCUUUCCUCGCACUUGCAGAAGAUGCGACGUCCAUUGCCUCUGCCUCGGCCUCUUCCACUGUCUCUGCAACCGACAGCGAUACAAGCUCCCAGUCUGUGAGCAGUACAGCUGCGGCCAGCUCGUCGGACUCGGCGCAAGCAGCAACGACUACGUCAAGUGCUGCUACAUCAACAAUUAACCAUACCGCAACGACAAACUCAUCAACGCCGACUGGCACUACAGCGGCAAAUGCUACUGCGCCGACUGCCUCAUCAGACCCCGUAGACGGGCCAAAACAAGAUCCUAAUGUCCUUCCUCUUCAGCCGAAGAUCACGCCUGCUGUGGGGAUCGCAGGUGUCGUCCUCAUAGUACUAGGUGGCAUUUAUGCGCUGAUUGGGGUAAAGAAGAGAAGGCUCCAUAUAUUUCUUUCGACAGCUUUCUUGACCAGUUUAGGAGUGACGGUUCUUAUUGAAUAUGUUAUGAACCCUCCAGUGCGAGAUGCAGUUCAGGGGGCUUAUUUCGUCGCUAUCUUCGUUACUGGCGCCAUAUUUGGUGCACUGGCCCUGGUGUUCCGUGAAAUCACAGAGGGCCUUGGCUGCCUCUUGGGCGGAUUUUGCUUAAGCAUGUGGCUCCUCGAACUCAAAUCCGGUGGCCUCCUCACCAGCUCCGGCUCAAAGGGAGCGUUCAUUGGGGCGUUCUCUGCUGGCAUAUAUGCUGUGUCGUUCAGUCACUAUACGAGACCUUACGGCUUAGUUGUGGCUACUUCCUUCGCCGGUGCAACUGCCAUAGUCCUUGGGAUCGACUGUUUCAGUCGAGCUGGACUGAAAGAAUUCUGGCUGUACCUGUGGGAAUUGAACGCGAACACAUUCCCUCUUAAUACUAAUACCUACCCCGUAACACGCGGCAUCAAAGUCGAGAUUGCGCUGACUAUGAUAAUAUUUGCUAUGGGAUUAAUCUCACAAUUCAGACUCUGGAAAGUAGUCAAAGAGAGGAGAAAGCAGCAAGCUAUGAUGAAGUCGGAAGAGGAGAAGAAACGCGAGGAGCAUGAAGCGGAACUUGGAAGACAGAUCGAGGAAGCCAAUAUGCGAGAUAGAGCGCUCUGGGAGUCCGUCUAUGGCAACAAAGACGCCCAUCCUUCCGACUCUGGCAUAGACAUCGAUGCUUCGGACAGCCCGCGAAAGCGAUCUACAGCUAUAGAAACAACCGAAAUUGAUCCCAACGAUGACGCUAAUAAUGGACACCAGAGCUACAGAAACAGCAAUGAAACUGGCAGCGGAACGGGUGGUGAUCCAGAACAAGCUAAUGAUGAAGUGCGCGACGACGAGCAUCAUGUCUCCGGCGGGUAUGUGAACGAGCUGCCUGGCGAUUUCCCCCCGAGCGGUGAUGAGCAUCCAGCGUCUAUGCCCUUGCCGUUCAAGGCCCCAGAGGAGAAAUCGAGUAGUGAUGACGAUGAGAGAUCAGUCGCGGCAACUCUUUCCGGUUCCGACAUUCUGGCGCGACGACUAUCUACAGGGUUAUCGAGAUCUGCUGGGCACAACCCCAUGCUUACCUCUGAGUCUGAGGAGGCAUUGGUUGCGACAAAAGACGAAUCUCCAGCAUCUUCAGUAGCAGGAGUUCCAGAUGAGGAUGAAAGGGAUAUUGCUUCUGAAGUCAGCGAUUCUCCAGUGGGCAAUGAGAACGAGGCCAACGAGGCCAAUGAGGAUAACACUGUGCCUGUCGAGAUCGAGGGUCCCGCAAACCAAGACACCACGCAUGUGAAGUCGAUAUCGGAGUCUGCCUCUGGAGGGCCAUCUGAGUCCAAUGCUCAACCAAGUGAACAGUCGAAACCAGAAGCUGACGAAAGUGGCCGUGAGGAAAAGAAAAGGCCAGAUCCCGCUGAUGUUUUACCGGCGCGGCAGGUCCUUUCCUUGCUUCCAGUAUCUAGUCCGCCUCCCACUACAGGGCAGUCGGUGUCAGAGCAGGACGGCAAGAGUCAUUCUCGAGAAGGGACGGCGAUGGUGCCUUCACGAACAGCCUCGGAGAAACAAGAAGGUCAGUCUUCGGUCAGGAAAACAUCACUCACCGCGGACACGAUGACACAACUACCUGAUCGCGUCUCCAGAGUAGUUUCCUCCUAUCGAACAAACGAGUGGGCGAAGCAUCUAUCCGAAGCAGAGACUCCGGAGAUCGAACCCAUUCGGCCGAUAAUUGAGGAUAAACCUCUAGGCGAUAGCACGAAAGAGACGGUCGCGCCUGUUCAAGUGGAGGAAUUGCUGCAAACGCCGCUGACAGCGCGCCCCCCUCCGGCUGUUCCAACACCAAUUACCAUAAACCAACAAUAUGGCUUAACGAACAGCCUUUCCAUGUCGAGCAGGUCCAAGAGUAGAUCGCCAAGAUCUGUUUCUCCUGAGCCGAACAAGGAUCUCACAGGUCUCCGGAGGGCCUCAACUGGAGUAGCUCCGCCCCCUUUGACUCCUCUACUAAGAUCUGGAUCCAAUGCUUCUCUGGCAUCUCAACACAGUCUUUUGCAGCCUGGUUAUCGAAGACACUCCUCAAGCCAGCUUCUAAGCAAUACUCUCGCGGCAACUCCAAUUGAUGAAAGCAAGGAGGUCAAUUUCCAGAAGCCGCAAUACGGGAAGAGCCCUCAAUUGAUGACACAGCGUCAGAGCUUGAUCAGGAAUCGAGUAUCGUCGACUUCGCUAUCCCGUGACUCCUGGAUACCCCAUUCUGCCUCUGCCUCUAGACAGUCAUUGGGUUUGGGCAUCUCCUCGCCUGGGUUUGGAAGUCAGGCCAAUUUAAUUGAUGAUGAUGAUGACAUGCCACUCGCGAAGCGUCGAGAUAUGAUCCAGCAGCAGCGACUGACUCCAACACGGACCGAUGCUACAGGGGCCGCCUGGAGAGAGUCUAUUCGCCAGGACUUGGCGCGGACAACAUUGCCGUACUCAAGUUCGGCAUUUAGCCGUUCUGAACAUGACCAAGCUUGGACAGUCAGGCAGCAGCAGAUGAUGGCUGCGAACCACAUAGACCAGGCUAUUGCGCAGGGGAUGCAACGAGGCGAGCUGCGGGAUUUGCAUCGCGAGGCGAUGCGGCGGAUGCAAGCAGCCGCCUACAGAGCCGGAAACUGAGACCCCUUCGCCUUGAUGAUUCAUGAUUUUACCGAUUUUCACUACUUCAUUUCUCGGGUAUAUUAUUUUCUCAGACGGCGUUCUAGUGGUAUGGAAGACGCGCGAGAGGGACAAUCUUUGUGCAUGUUAUUGGGCGUCACGGGAUAUACUACUAUGCUUUAUGAUGUUUCUCAUUUGCGAAUUUUCAAGUGAUAUCCA
Molecule: messenger RNA, 3512 nt
Organism: Paecilomyces variotii
Lineage: Eukaryota; Fungi; Ascomycota; Eurotiomycetes; Eurotiales; Thermoascaceae
Exons: 5
Coding region: 186-3314 (1042 amino acids)
Source: RefSeq, a predicted model, not a curated record